Molecule: messenger RNA, 1026 nt
Organism: Columba livia (rock pigeon)
Lineage: Eukaryota; Metazoa; Chordata; Aves; Columbiformes; Columbidae
Exons: 6
Coding region: 1-1026 (341 amino acids)
Cellular component (GO): cytoplasm
Source: RefSeq, a predicted model, not a curated record
AUGUUCUCCGUGCCCCAGACCCUGCAGAACGUGUUGAAGGAGCUGCUCAUCCAACUGCAGGACCGGCACUAUAGGGUCUUUUAUACACACUGGGUGGACACCACCAUCCUUCGCUUGGCUGUGAGUUACUGGGAGAAGCUCCUGGUGCCCCAGGAGCUGCAUGGUGCCAGGAGCCCCAGCAGCUCUGCCGGUCGCUCACUGCUGGCUUGCUUUCAGAUACUGGCCAGCAGUGACCUGCAAGAUGAGGAGUUUGCUCCAGUGUACCUAGUCAUGAGGUUUCUGAGGCAACGAAGACCAGCGGUGCUCUCCCUGUUGCUCAGGGCCAUGAUGACGCUGUCACAGAGAGGAGAGAUGGCCAGAAAAAUGGAGGUCAUGCUGCCAGACCUGAUGUGGGUCCUGCAGUACGGCAAUAAGGCCAUCAAGAUGAAGGCUCUGGUCAUCUUCAGAAACGUGAUGGCUCAGCUGGAGAGGGAGAAGGCCAGUCCCAUCGCUGUGCGGCUGGCAGAAUUUCUCCUGCCCUUCUUUGAUGACGAACUGAGCCAGCUGAGAAAGAUCUCCAUCAGCCUCUUCAGAGACCUGAUGAAGAUGGUGGUGGGGAAUGACAAGAGAAAGAUGAAGAACAUGGUGCGACUUGGCCUGCUCCCUCUCUUCUUCCGAAUGAGUGACCAAGUGCAGAGCGUGGCCAAGGUUGCCAGGGAAGCCCUCCUCGGUGCAGCAGAGCUGCUCAGGUGGAAACAGCUUGAAGAUCUGGUGCAGGCACAGCAGAAAUGGAGGAUUGGAGAGAGCUUGCUGGAGCAGGACAGGAGCAGGGCUGAAGAAUACUUGAGUCAGAGCCUGCUGUACCUGGGGGAUGCUCAGGCCAGCUUGCGAGAGGCCGCCUUGAGGUUCAUCGCCAUUCAGCCCUUGGAGCAGGACAGCGAACCCUCCAUCUGCUCCCUGGCAACUCAGACUAUUGUCACUGUGUGCUCUUCAUGGAAGCGGCCAAGAUCUCGAUGGACCCUGCGAGCCCUGUGCUGCUGGCGCUAA